Molecule: messenger RNA, 2839 nt
Organism: Chinchilla lanigera (long-tailed chinchilla)
Lineage: Eukaryota; Metazoa; Chordata; Mammalia; Rodentia; Chinchillidae
Product: guanylate-binding protein 6
Exons: 11
Coding region: 95-1978 (627 amino acids)
Biological process (GO): defense response to protozoan; defense response to Gram-positive bacterium
Molecular function (GO): GTP binding; GTPase activity
Source: RefSeq, a predicted model, not a curated record
GAACAGAGACGCGAAGGAGACCAAGCAGUGAAUUAGAAGCAGCUGAGAAGUGUGCUGGGGUCUGUGGUGCUGGGAAACAGGUUGGAAAAUUGCUAUGGCAUCUGAACUAAAAAUGGUGGCCCCAAUUUGUCUGGUGGAAAACAUCAGGGAAGAGAUGAAAGUGAACAGGGAAGCCAUAGAGAUUCUUGAGAAGAUUUCUCAGCCAGUGGUGGUGGUGGCCAUUGUUGGACUGUAUCGUACAGGGAAAUCCUACUUGAUGAACCGCCUGGCUGGACAGAACCAUGGCUUCCCACUGCGCUCCACUGUUCAAUCUAAAACCAAGGGCAUCUGGAUGUGGUGUUUGCCCCACCCCAUCAAGCCGGACCUCACCCUGGUCCUUCUGGACACUGAGGGUCUGGGAGAUAUGGAAAAGGGUGACCCUAGGAAUGACUCCUGGAUCUUCGCCCUGGCCCUGCUUCUGAGCAGCACCUUUGUCUACAACAGCGUGGGCACCAUCAACUGCCAGGCCCUGGAGCAGCUGCACUAUGUGACAGAGCUCACAGAACUAAUCAAAGCAAAGUCUUCCUCAAAUUCUGAUGGAGUACAAGAUUCUACGGAGUUUGUGAGUUUUUUCCCAGACUUCAUCUGGGCUGUACGGGAUUUCACUCUCCAGCUGAAGCUGGGUGAUCAUUUCAUCACAGCAGAUCAGUAUCUGGACAAUGCCUUGAAGCUGAUUCCAGGUGAGAAUCCCAGUGUACAAGCAUCUAAUCAUGCAAGGGAGAGCAUUCGGAAUUUCUUUCCAAGUAGAAAGUGCUUUGUCUUUGACAGACCAGCAAAUGACAAAAAUCUCCUCAUCAAUAUUGAGAAUGUCCCCGAAGGCCAACUGAAUCCUAAAUUCCUGGAACAAACAAAGAGUUUCUGUUCUUAUGUCUUCACCUGUGAAAAGAGCAAGACUCUCAGAGAGGGAAUUGUGGUCACUGGGAAUCGACUGGGAGCUCUGGUGGAGACCUAUGUGAAGGCCAUCAACAGUGGGGAAGGGCCUUGCUUGGAGAACGCGAUGUCCACUCUGGCCCAACGUGAGAACGCAGCAGCCGUGCAGAAGGCAGCCGGCCACUACAGUGAGCAGAUGGCCCGGCAGGUGCAGCUCCCCACAGACACGCUCCAGGUGCUGCUGGAUGUGCACACGGCCUGUGAGAAGGAGGCCAUCUCGGUCUUUAUGGAGCGCUCCUUCAGGGACGAAGAUGGGAAAUUCCAGAAGCAGCUGGUGAAAAUAAUAGAGAAUAAGAAGGAGGAUUUCUUGCUGAAGAAUGAAGAAGAAUCUGAUCAAUACUGCCAGAAAGAGCUGAAUUUUCUUUCUAAAGACUUAAUGGAAAACAUCUCAGCAGGCAGUUUCUCUGUUCCUGGAGGGCACCAGCUAUACAUGGACAUGAGAAAAAAGUUUGAGGAGGACUAUUGCCAAGUGCCUAGGAAGGGAGUCAAGGCAGAAGAGGUGCUCCAAAGGUUCAUGCAGUCACAGGUGGCAAUAGAAGAAUCCAUCCUGCAGUCAGAUAAAGCUCUCACUGACCAGGAAAGGGCCAUGGCAGUGGAGAAAGCCCUGAAGGAGGCAGCUGAGAAGGAACAGGAAAUUUUAAAAGUGAAGUUACUGGAGGAACAGCAAAUGAAAGCAGCUCUAGAGAGGACCCUCAAGGAAAAUAUGGAGCAACUGGAAAAGAAGCUACUGUUGGAGAGAGAAAACCUCCUCAGAGAGCAGAAAAUGAUGUUGGAGCAACUAAUGAAGAUCAAAAUGGAUCUGCUUAAAGAAGGAUUUAAGAAGAAAUCUGAGGCAAUGAAUAAAGAAUUAAAGCAUUUGAAAAAGAGAGUCAAAACUACAGAAAGCGAUAAUGAUCCGUUUAUUACACGAGCCUUGGGUAACGUGGGUGAUGGGACAACUGCAGUACUGAGUGCUCCUGGUAAAGUUAUUGGUAAGGUUUUCAAGUUGUUGGGCUCACUUUUUAAGUAAACUUUGAUCUUCUUUUAAGAAAAUUAUAGAUUAUGGAUGUACGUGUUGGCCUAUUCUAGAGCACAUGUUUUUCAUUUUCAUUCAGCAAAAUUUUAGAUAUAUAAGUUGCUUAUUAGGGUGUAUCUGUGUCUGGACCAUGUUAAAACAAAUGCCUGUACCUGUUGACAGAUGAUAUUUGCUUUUAGGCAACACACACUGGAGAUUAUAUAUAUAUAUAUGAAAGCAAUUGAAAUAUAGCUUUCAACUGCAAAAAUUGGAAAUUACUUCAAUGUCAUCUGCAUAAACUCAUAAUAUAAAUUUUAUUAUUUGUUAAUAUUGGUAUAUAGGAAAUGAAAUGAUAGUGGAUCUCUAUUUCACUAAGUAUAGAAUGAUCUUGAGGAUAUAGUAAAUUUAAAAUAAAAAUUAAUUAAAACUGUCCCAAAUCAUAUAUAUAUAGUUGCAUCAAUAUUAUACAUAACAUUAUUAUUGUAAAACACGUAUUUACAAGUAAAAUAUCUUUUGAAAGUUUAAUGAGACACUGGCAUCUUAGGCUCUUUUAGGGAAGAAAGUGUAGAAAUCAACAGUGGAAAUGACACAUAAAUUUCAUUACACAGUCUGUUUUUGUAUUUGUGAAGAAAUCUUGUAUUACAAAAUUUGGAAAUGCUGUAAAAAAUUUGAACUAUAAUACUAGUAAUGACAAUGACAGUCGAAUUGGCUAGUAGACAAUGACAUUUCUCAUUCCUUCAAGAAAUGACCCCUGCCAGCUCAAUGAGAGAUCUAAGACUAAGAUAUGAGUACAAUAAAGCAUAAAAUUUGCAUCCUAAUUCUAGUUUUUUGAGGAAUCUCUGCACUGAUUUCCAUAGUGGUUGUACCAGUGUACAC